Molecule: messenger RNA, 2270 nt
Organism: Sphaerulina musiva SO2202
Lineage: Eukaryota; Fungi; Ascomycota; Dothideomycetes; Mycosphaerellales; Mycosphaerellaceae
Product: MFS general substrate transporter
Exons: 7
Coding region: 472-2214 (580 amino acids)
Biological process (GO): transmembrane transport
Molecular function (GO): transmembrane transporter activity
Source: RefSeq, a predicted model, not a curated record
AUCAAGUACCCCAGAGCUCGUAUUCAGUAUGCACUCCACCAUCAACCAGGUAGAAAGAUGUGUGGUUCGGCAAGUAAAAGUGCAUGGUAGCGAGCUGCGUGACACUGUGACAGCGGCGAGUUUGAUCACUUUUGAUUGACAUGCCUGCCAAAACCUUCUUCCCAGCGAACUAGCAUGGCACGUCUUACACGCAGAACUAGAACAAAAUGGCCCGCAUGGCACCCCGAACAACUCUGUCUCCACGCCACCCCGCCUGGCCAACUGAAGGCCUGAAAAGCUGCCAUCAGUAAAGGGAUCACCCCUCCCUCUCCCUCUCACUGCUCACUCACUCUGGUGAUAAUCUCCUUUUUUUUCUUCUUUUCCUUCUCACACAAUCAAAUCAUCCUGACUCCCUGAUCCAACCGAAAACCCAAUCUGCUACUGGGUUGAAGAGGCGUGCUUUCCCCUCUCCUCUCCCCCACCGUACGCACGAUGGAGAUGAACACCAACGCAAGAGAGCUCCAUGAGCUGGAACAAGAAUUGCACAUCGACAUUGUCCCCGGGACGGAGGUCAUGACAGAUGUCGGCUCUCAUCACUUCGUCAAAGGUGGUGGUGCUUCUUCGCAGGUGCUGGUGCCGCAGCCCUCAGAGCACCCGCACGAUCCCUUGAAUUGGAGCCAGUGGUGGAAGAUGCUCUGCAUCACAUCGACGACCGUGGUCACUUUCACACAAGGCUUUGGGCCAUUGGCGCUAGCGCCCAUGUUUGGCGAUUACAUCAAAGAAUUCGAUUCGAACCUGCACGAUGUGGUCAAGUUCACGGGAGUCUGUAUCCUCGUGUUGGGUUUCAGCAACUUCAUCUGGGUACCAAUCAGCACGUCUUGUGGUCGACGGCCCGUCUUCAUCCUUUCGCAGAUUGUCUGUUUGGUCGCCUCGAUAUGGCGAGCACGAGCAACAUCCUACGGUUCUUUCAUGGGCGCAUGCAUUCUGAAUGGCAUUGGGGCGGGCCCUGCCGAGACGAUACAGCCUGCAGUCAUUGCCGAUAUCUUCUUCCUACAUGACCGUGGCUUCUGGAACACACUCUACUGGGUGGCGUACAUGGGCAGCUUGAUGGUGGGACCGAUUGUCAGCGGGUCCAUGGCCUUGCACCUCGGAUGGCGAAGUUUCUGGUGGCUCAAUGUUGGGCUCCUCGGCCUCUCGCUCGCCAUGGUCAUCUUCAUGUUCCCCGAAACCAAAUGGCAUCGUCUUCACCCAGACGAGAUUGGUACUUCGUCAGACCUCAAGACAGUGGACACCAAGAACUCAACCAGUGCCGACACGAUUGAGCGGCCAAUGACCUCGAGAAGCAGAAUGGUUCUCGCAGAUGAAUGGCACGAGGACACGGAAAAAAGCACCAGUGGUGGCAACAUCACGCGCGUGCAGAGCAAUCACCACCCCCAUCAUUCUACCACCUCCGCCAACAACAACCGCGUUCCCUGGCUGGGAAAAGGCGCACCCGGCCGAUCGCAAUGGGGAAUCUACACGCCGACCGCCAACCCGUGGAAAAGCAUCUUCAUCGACCUCUGGACUCCGUGGAAACUCUUCGCCUUCCCCAUUGUAGAAUUCGCGUCCUUUGUCGUCUCCUGGUCCUGCAGUUCCUUUUUGACCGUCAAUCUCACCCAAUCGCAAGCCUUUGCCGCACCACCCUACAAUUUCAGCUCACAAACGAUUGGAUUUUUCAAUUUUGCCAUUUUGGGAGGCUCAAUGCUGGGUCUAUUCACGGCAGGACCACUCUCGGAUUGGGUCAGUGCACGAGCCACGAAGAAGAAUCGUGGAAUUCGUGAGCCCGAAAUGCGUUUACCUGCUAUGAUCCCCUACGUCUUCAUCAUGAUCCUCGGAAACUGCAUCGUAGCCUUCGGCUACGACAACCACUGGCCGUGGCAACUCAUCGUCAUCCUCGGCUACGCCUGCGCCGGAAUCCAAGUCGCCGCCUUACCAGCAAUGGUCACCACGUACGCCGUCGAUUCCUACAAACCCGUCGCCGGAUCUCUCAUGGUCUCGAUUACCGUCAACAAGAAUUUAUGGGGAUAUGGUUUUUCCGAAUUCAUUACGCCGUGGGCGACCAAGCACGGUUUUGUUCCGCCCAUUAUGACGAAUAUGAGUUUGGUCACGUUGUGGUGUGCGUUGGGGGUUGUGUUUUAUUUUUGGGGGAAACAGUUUCGGAGGUGGUCGAGGAAUUCGGGCGUGCAUCGGUUGUAGUAGAGAUGGGAAAGGGAAAGAAGGAGAAGAGGGAGAGGGAGAGGGAGAGGGAGCAG